AUGUAUAUAUUAAACGAUGGUCUGUGUCUUGCAUCGUAUGCUCUGUACGAACGGUUGGAGUCUGUUCGUUGUGAUUUAUUCAAUAUGAUUACUGUAAUUAUUGCAUUAAUAACAAUACUGUCAUUAUAUGUAUUUGGAACAAGGACGUAUAAAUACUGGGAGCAGAGGGGAAUCAAACAUGACAAGCCUAUACCGUUCCUGGGCAACAAUGCAAGAAAUUUCCUGAUGCAGGCGAGCCAAACGGAAAUUGUAGUUGAAAUGUACUGGAAGUACCCGAAAGAGAAGGUCGUCGGGUUCUACCGAGCGUUUCGGCCGGAGCUUGUGGUAAGGGAUCCCGAAAUUGUGAAACGAGUUUUGACAACCGAUUUCGUACACUUUUAUCCACGCGGUAUAAACUCACACAAGAAAGUAAUUGAACCGAUGCUACGUAAUCUAUUCUUUGCGGACGGUGACGUAUGGCGGCUGCUGCGACAGCGCAUGACCCCGGCGUUCACCAGCGGCAAGCUGAAGGCAAUGUUCCCGUUGAUCGUCGAGCGAGCAGAGAGGCUACAAGUGCGAGUCCUGGACGCCGCUUCAAGGGGCCACAUUAUAGACGCUCGUGAAUUGCUGGCUCGCUACACAACUGAUUUUAUUGGAGCUUGUGGCUUCGGUCUUGAAUCGGACUCGCUAAACGAUGAGAACUCAGCAUUCAGACAAUUAGGAGCAAAAUUUUUUUCACUCAACGCAAAGCAGCUUUUUAUUAGUACGCUCAAAAUUAUGUUCCCUGAAAUAUUUAAAUAUGCAAAAACGCUAGCGGAAGUGGAGUCCGACAUCGUUCCUCUUGUAAAGGAAAUCCUGAAGCAAAGAAAUUAUCAACCAUCGGGGCGUAACGACUUUAUAGACCUGCUGCUAGAAUGCAAAGCCAAAGGUACUAUCGUAGGAGAGUCUAUAGAGCACUUCAAACCAGACGGAGUGCCCGAAAUUGUAAAACUGGAGAUGGACGACUUGCUAAUGGCAGCGCAAGUCUUAGUUUUCUUUGCCGCCGGCUUCGAAACUUCAUCCUCUACCACGAGCUAUACUUUACACCAGUUGGCUUAUAAUCCUGACGUACAAAAAAAAGUGCAAUCAGAAAUUGAUCGGGUCUUAGCUAAGUAUGACAACAAACUGAGUUACGACGCAAUUAAAGAAAUGACGUACUUGGAAUGUGCGUUCAAAGAGGGCAUGAGGAUAUUUCCUUCCGUAGGAUUCUUAACUCGUCAGUGCGUCACCAAAUAUACGAUUCCUGAGAUUGAAGUGACAAUCGACCCCGGAGUUCAAAUUUUAAUACCUAUACAAGCGAUGCAAAAUGAUCCGCAAUACUUCGCCAAUCCCGAGCAGUUCCGGCCGGAGAGGUUUCUUCCCGAAGAAUUUGAUUCUAACAAUAAAUACGUGUACUUGCCAUUUGGAGUCGGACCUCGUGCUUGUAUUGGUGAACGGCUUGGCCUGAUGCAGUCACUCGCAGGAUUGGCGGCUAUACUGUCCUGCUGCUCCGUGGAACCAGGUCCAACUACGAUUCGCAAUCUCAAGAUGAACCCUAAAAGUCGUAUUGUGCAAACCAUCGAAGGCGGUAUACCAUUAGUUUUUCGUAAAAGGGAUAUCCAGAAUUAA
Messenger RNA from Parnassius apollo (apollo), 1626 nucleotides. NCBI's taxonomy places the organism in Eukaryota, Metazoa, Arthropoda, Insecta, Lepidoptera, Papilionidae. The record is from the annotation of a GenBank genome assembly.